AAAACAAGUGUGACAGCGCAGAAGCCUACUUACAUUUCCCUCGAACUUCUCAGUUAGAGGAGGGAGAAAAAUCCAUUCGUUUAAAAUUUCACCGUGGAAAUCUUAGACAAGACGACAUUUUCCGGCGAUGAUCAUCUUCUCCAUUGAAAAUCCAACGGCCACGAUUUUUGCCGGAAAACGGAAUUUCCUAGUGACAAAGAAGAUGGCGAGGGCGAGGAGUUCAACGGAAAAUGGUGUCCUAAUUCGCGAAAUUAUUGAAAAUAUUUCCAAGGGCGAAGAAGGUUAGUGAUGCCUUAGACGUGGAAUUAGCGCCCCACAGAGUGAACGGGACAUUUUACGGACCAGAGGAGUACCUCCCUCAUCACUUGCAACAUGGCCGCUAAAUGAAUCGUUCUGAAUACGAUCACUACAUGAAGAAGGCUCAAGGCUGCAGCCAGCGAAAAUGCUUGCUUGGAGUUUGUCGAUGUGGUAAAGUCAAAUGUUCAGUUGGUUUCAGGCGAGCUGUACUACAUCACCCUGUGGGUUGUUGACAAGAAAGACUCUCAGUUCAAACUCUACCUCGUCAAAGUUUGGCAUAAGAUACAAAGGUGCAAAGGUGCCAGAACUGGCAGUACAGAUCUUUAAAGUAGUCCCCCCUGUCCAGGGAGAGGCACCUGAGGAGCAAGCAUGAGCACUUGACGACUCACCAAGUAACCAAACAAAAAAAGAUUUGUGAAGGACUUCUGGAGGAAAUAUCCAGAUCUUGAAGGCACAAAAUAUUGUCAUGUUAUUACACCUAUUUCAUUCUGUUAGUGCACAUUCUAUUAUUACUUGCUUGUUUGUAUAUGUUACUGUGUGUGGAAUCCUUGAUUUUCAUGGUGCAUCUGCAACAGUGUUUGAAGAUUGCUGGACUUAAGUGGCGAUCCAUGUCACUAUAUGCGGUGUCGACGGGUAUCUUUUUCCGGUGGUUCAUGCGUUCGUCUUCCGGUGGCAAAGGCGUUCAGUUUUCAAUCGGCAGUGCAGUUUUCAAUUCGGUUCUGUGAUUUGUUCAGCUACGUGGUUUCAGUUUCCGGCAUUUCAGUUCAGGGAUUCAGUUCAGACGGUUCCACGUGGGUUGCAGGCGUUUUUCAGGCGGACCUCUCGUCUUGCUUUUGGUCAGUUUCUGUUCGACGGUUUCUGGAAGUCUGGCAAUUUGUUUGGUUGACGGUUUCUGGAAGUCAGGCAGUUUGUUUGGUCGACGGUUCGUGAGUUCUUUCCAGGCAAUUUGUUUGGUGUUUCGUGCGGCGUUUUUGUGCGUUGUAUUCGUGUCAUCUGGUUCGGUGUUUGGCGGCGUUCUAGUGGGUGUUUGGUGUUUGGAUUAUUCUGGUGGUGUUGCGGGGAUCGAAUCACUGUUUUGGUGCAGUUUGCAGCGUGGUUAUUCUGGCGAGAGUGGUGCAAUUGCAGCGUGACUGUUUGUUGUGGUGUGCAGUUUGGUGCAGCGUUGUUGGUGUUGUCUUGUUGUGGUUUUGAAGUGGCAGGGGUUUUGUGUACUCCGUUUCCUUUGGUUGUCUUAUUUAUUUAGGAUAACCUUUCCACGGUUCUUUGAUAUGGCGGCUUCCGUGGAGAAGUUUCAUUGCCCUUUUGUGGGUCUUAGCGGGUGCCAGGAUGGAGGUGGGCGUGGUUUGGUGAGGAGUUCUCUGAUCACUCACUUACGUGAUCGUCAUUGUUGCACUGAUGUGCGGGAUGUAACCCGUCAUUCCCUUAUUACCAAUUUGCAGGUUUUUACUACGGCUGAGGUGACCUUUCGUCGUAUGGGAAUUUGGCUAUGUGGAGAUUGUUUCAAGACGCAUACUCAUCGUAUUAGGUGUCGACAUGGCAGUGGUUCUAGUACGGUUUUUGUGGACCCACCUGAUUCUGGGGAUGGUACUAUUCGUUUUACUCUCUACGGUAUUCAAAAACCACAAGCUCCUGCUUCCGAGCUGUCUACUUCUGUUGCGCCUCGAGAACAUCAUUUUUCUUUUGAUGUUGCUCUUCUAAACACUUUAUGGUCCAAGCGGCUGCGUUCUGUGAAAUCCAUCCCUCCCAAAUGUCGUUUGGGUUUUUCGCGAGUUCUGAAAGGGGCGCUUGAUAAGGUGAUUUGCAGACCAGAUGACAUCGCUUGUUGGGUUCAGUUGCUCGUGUUACCUCUUUGUGUCCUCAAGACUUUUUCUCCACGAAGUAAUCGUGAGUGUUCCUCCGGUGUUAGGCGGCGACAACAGGAAGAGAGUAUCACCUCUGCUAUUCGUUCUUGGGGUGUGCCUGGUGGUUCUGAGCAACUUGUCAUAGACACAUUGGCUAGUGUGUCUCCCCCUCUAUUGGAUGUUGACGACGACCAUGAUUUGGCGGAGCGUAAUAUUAAGCAAUGCAAGAGAAAGAUUUCUGACGGUCACUACACUGCUGCCGUUAGGGUUCUUUCUUCCUCAGGUCUUGCCCCUUACAAUGAUGCUACUCUUGCAGAUUUGCAAGCAAAGCACCCUUCCGUUCCGGUCCCUACCUUGCCGGAUAUCCAUGUUGAUCAUCACCUUAUUGCUUCCUCCGCUGUUGUUUUGGAGCAGAUUAAGGGCUUUCCGCGUGGUACUUCGUGCGGUAGAGAUGGCUUGCGUGCUCAACACCUUUUGGAUUGCUUGGGUGGUGCUGCUGUAGCUGUUUCUGAUGAGUUGGUGGAUGCUAUCACUCAGGUUGUUAAUCUCUUUCUUGCUGGAAAGUGUCCUGCUGAGCUUGGAGGAUACAUUGCUAGUGCUCCUCUUACGCCACUUAUUAAGCCUGGUGGGGGUAUUCGGCCUAUUGCCGUGGGCACUAUUUGGAGGCGCCUUGUUUCUAAGGUCGGGGCAGCUUUGAUUGGUCCGCGUUUAGGAAACUACUUUGGAGGUCUUCAGUUUGGAGUUGGGGUUCCAGCAGGUGGUGAGGCCAUUCUCCAUGCUGUCAAUCGGUUGGUUGAGGCUCGUGGGGCUGAUGUUGGCCUCUCUAUGUUAUUGGUGGAUUUUCGGAAUGCGUUCAAUUUAGUUGAUCGUUCGGCUUUGUUGCGUGAGGUACGGCUACAUUGUCCUGCUCUUUCGCGUUGGGUUGAAUUCUGCUACUCUUCUCCAGCGCGGCUGUAUUAUGGGGAGCAUACCUUGUGGUCUUGUCAGGGUGUGCAGCAAGGGGAUCCUCUCGGCCCUUUGCUUUUUUCUCUGGUUCUACAUCCAUUAGUGUGUCGAAUCAGAGACUCAUUUGAUCUAUCUCUUCAGGCUUGGUACUUGGACGAUGGCACUAUCGUUGGUGACACUUUGGUGGUUGGACAGGUCUUGGAGUUGAUUUUGGAGGAGGGUCCUCAUUUAGGUCUCCAUGUUAAUGUUGAGAAGACGGAGGUUUUCUGGCCUUCGGAGGACCCCCGCAGUCGUCUAGAGGGUGUCUUUCCUACGGAUAUUGCUCGUCCUGCGCUUGGUGUUAAGUUGCUUGGUGGCCCAGUCAGUACGGAUUCCUCUUUUUGUAAGGAGUUGGUUUCGCAGCGUGUGUCGAAGGCUGUUGUGUUGAUGGAUGCUGUAGCCAAGCUUAAUGAUCCCCAGUGUGAGUUGUUGCUUCUUCGUGCGUAUACUGGAGUUUCUAAACUCUACUUUGCUAUGCGCACUUGUCCGCCUCAUCUUUUCGAAGCGGCCCAAUUAUCCUUUGAUGUGGCUCUGCAGGCUUCUUUAGAGCGCAUCGUGACUGCUUCGGGACCUGGGUUCGGUGACUGGCAAUGGCGCCUUUCCACCUUGCCUUAUUCUUAUGGAGGAUUGGGUGUUUAUUCAGCUGGUGAUGUUCGGCAUUAUGCUUUUCUUGCAUCCCGUUUGCAGUCUUCUGGUUUGCAGGAUUCGCUUCUUCGGCUUUCAGGUGUUGAUGGUCCGGGACCGGCCUUUGACGAUGCUCUUGGUCUUUUCAAUAGGACCGUGGAGACCGACCUUAUGCGUAGGCCUAGUGAGAUCGCUGCCCCCAGACUCAUGAAGGAAUUGGCAGACAUAUAUUUCACGAAGGUUACUGCUGAUGCGGAAUCCGCCUACUCCUUAUCUUCGCGUCUUGUUGCCCUAUGGAAAUCACAGCAGGGGGAUCACUCCUCGGCUUGGUUGCGGGCAGUCCCCAUCUCGGGGUUAGGCCAGACUAUGAACGGUAAGACUUAUCGUUCGGUUCUUUGCUAUCGGUUGGGUAUUCCGUUGUUCUCUUAUUCGACGCCGUGUUCUGCUUGCUCUCGGGUUUUCGACGGGGACAUUUAUGGGGAUCAUGCCGUGUCUUGUGCUGGGAUUGUGGGUAUCAAACAUCGACAUAAUGUUGUUCGUGAUACCCUUUUGGAUAUUUGCUAUCGGUCGGGGAUUUCUGCUCGCAAGGAGGUUGAUGUUGGGCUGACUAGUGAGAGUGAUGGAGCUCUUCGUCCUGCAGAUAUACUGCUUUACUCAUGGGAUGGCGGUCUGGAUGUGUGUGUUGACUUGACUGGGUCUUCCCCUAUGACGCAAUCUGGGUUGUCAGGCUUCGUUCCGUGUCGGGUUGUGGCGGUUGCAGCGCAGCGGAAGCAGGAUAAGUAUGGGGCACGUUGUAGGGCUUUGGGUUACGGUUUCUUUCCUUUUUCCUUCUCUUCUUUUGGGGAAUUAGAGAAAGGGGCUGUUUCUUUGCUGAAGCGGGUCCAGACGUACUCCAGGGCUCAAGACAUUGGGCCCCCACUCCUCUAGCUAUGGCGAUCAACAACAACAACAACAACAACAACAACAACAACAACAACAACAACAACAACAACAGUUAGAUUAUUGGUCAAAGUUUUAGAUUUAAUAUGGGAUCUGUAUGUAUGUUGGUGAAGUGUCUCUUUUGCUGCUAGUUUGAUAAGAGCAUCUCUAAUGGUUGUAGCUAGGGACUUGCUUGUAAGUUUUAGAAAUUCCAAGCUACUAGCUUGACCAUUGGAGUUGAAAUGAUUAAUUAGCUUGGCCAAGCAAAUUAGCUUAUUUUAGCUAAUUUGCUUGAAAAUAUUUGGCCAAUGAAAUAAUAUUAAAUUAAAUUAAAUUAAAAUAUUGAUUGAAAAAUAUGGCUUCAUUAAAUAUCAAGCUAGUAGCUAACCACUAGGGUACUAACUAGCUAGAAAGGGAAGUAGCUUGAAAUACAUGACAAGCUAAUUAAGAAAUUAGCUUACCGUUGGAGAUGCUCUAGCUAUAAUGAGAGGAUAUAAAGUUGGUAAAAGUUUUGGGAGUCGGGGCUUUGACUGCGUCUGCUAUUGGAAAAUUGGAACUUGCUUCUUUCAGAAAUCACUAAUUGUGGUCCUCCAAAUAUAGUGUAGGCGAUGUUCUGAUAUUGUAACACGUACCGAUGUGCUGACAAUAGGGAUAGUAUCGAGUCUUUGAAACAACCUUAGCUUUACUUGUUGUACAUAAGUUUUGCUUCAGGGUUUGUAAGUGGGUACAAUAAUCACUAGUUAGAAGAUCUUGUCACUCGAAUUACAUGAACAUCAUAUCAUGACACCAAAAGUAUUUAUGUCGUUCCCUGCUUUAUGGAUUAGUUUGGCUGACUAUAUCAGCAAUUUCAUCCCUCGUUUUUUCUCCUGGAUAAUGAGUCAGAAUAAUGCUUGUGAAGCUAGUAAUGUUGAAUAAGGUCUGUGACAGGUCUCAUAUUUUAGAUUUCAUAACACCAUGCAGAGGUCUGGGUGGCCUAUACAAUUUUGGCGGCCCCUGUUUGUCUGGAUCAGAUUUACAUGCUGAAGCAUUAACAUCUUUCAGACAUUGUAUAGUACUAAUUUUAGAGGUCUGUAAUGUACUGAUGUAAGCAUGUCGCAUGAAUUAUUAUAUGACAAGAUUACCAUGUACUCGUACAACUUAUGUGGCUGCAGAUACAAUCAAUAGGAUUUCCCAGACUGAAAUAUUUUUAUGUUAGUUGGAGUUGUAAAAUGCUCGAACUCACCCUUUACUAACCAGUGUUGAGUAUGUUUGAAGAAAAAUAAGUGUGUGAUUAUGAAUCUGUAGAAAUCUAGCGGCAAAGAUCAUGUAGUGGGUAAAGAUAAAUUGUUCAGGUUCUUUCUACUUUCUGGAAUGAUGAUAGAAAAUAUGUGUUAUUUUGUGUUAUCCAUUGUGUAUUCUCUGUGUAUUCGCACUUUGUAACACUCUAUUCUUGGGGUUUAUGCAGGUAGGUAUUAUUUACUUUGGUGCAAAUGAGGGGCAAGCCCCAACAAAAAUUAAAGUAAAACUAGUUAACUAAGACUACUCGUGGCCAAGCCACUCCCACUAAGUCUUCAUGUAGUAUCUUCCCAAGCUCCAAAGGUGGCACUUGUAUCAUCUCCAUCUUUGAGCUUUGCAUCACAUCCACAUUUGCUAGUCAAUCCGCUGCCCUAUUGCCCUCACGAUAUACAUGAUGGAAGGAUAUCUCUUUGAAAUUAUUUUUAAUUAGUUUACGGCAAUUAUGUACAAUAUGUACACAAUCCCCACUAUAACUUUCUAAGCCUUGUAGUGCUAGGAUAGCAGCCUUGUUGGGGUUUCUGCAGGUAGGUAUUAUGAUUUAUGAGUUACAACUUACAAGUGAUAUAUGAUUGCUUGUACAUUGAUAGCUCAGAUUUUUCAAGAAUACUAGUCAAUGGUACGUGCGUUGCACGUGACAUUUAAAAAUGCACUUCCUUCAUUAUUUAUUUAGAUAACACAAUUUUUUUUUUUAUCAUGUUUUUCAAUGUAAUAUUUCAAUUACUAAGGUUGUACUUGCACUAUUUUGACUUUUUAUACUAUUCACACAAUUUAGUUUGACCA
Messenger RNA from Spinacia oleracea (spinach), 6719 nucleotides. RefSeq lists its product as uncharacterized. The transcript is spliced from 6 exons. NCBI's taxonomy places the organism in Eukaryota, Viridiplantae, Streptophyta, Magnoliopsida, Caryophyllales, Amaranthaceae. The record is from RefSeq and is a predicted model, not a curated record. Bases 1566 to 4673 code for a protein of 1035 amino acids.